CGCGUUACCUCGCGAAGUUUCAGUUUUGCUGCGCUUUAAGGAGCGCGCACCUGCUUUCAGUGAUUUAUUACUGACGGUGACGGAGAGACGCACAACGCUGCAGUUCAACCAAAUCUGAUUGCGAUCAACAAAAGCGCAACGAAGAGCGCGGUUUUAUUUUAUUAAAACAUUUGCAACCUCGUGACGCAUCAACUGCCUCUCUCGGUCCGUUAUGCCUCGUUCGUUCCUGGUGAAAAAGAGCAGGAAGGGGAGCUUUCGCGCCUCGCCCCCCAUAGCUGAUGGGCCCUACCUCGGCCUAGUAGGUUGGUCCGUCCCCCUAAAAGUUUCCACAUUGCCGGAGGAAUCAGCCCAGGAGGCACAACCACAUUCUCCGCUCAUGAAAAAAGACAACACACAUCAGAGUCACGAGAAUGGCUGGGUAACAGAUGCAGCAGAUUUCCAAUUUGGCUCUCCUAUGUCUCCAGUCCCCUGGUUACCCGUCAUCUCCAGAGACAGGCAGGAGCUCAACAGCAGCUCUCUGACAAAUCCCACAAAACACUGCAGCUUAUGUGGAAAGAUGUUCUCUUCCCUCGCUCGCCUGGAGACUCACGUGUACAGAUCACACAGCGGUCGUCACGGACACUCUCUAGCAUUCCUUGAAAGCAAAGACCCUGUGACGACAUGCAGAGUCAAGGAACGGACGUUUGACUGCAAGGAAUGUGGGAAGAUUUUCAAGCGCUCAUCCACAUUAUCCACUCAUCUGCUGAUCCACUCGGACACACGACCGUAUCCCUGUCAGUACUGCGGCAAGAGAUUCCAUCAGAAAUCCGAUAUGAAAAAGCACACGUUCAUACACACAGGUGAGAAGCCGCAUGUGUGUAAAGUGUGCGGUAAGGCCUUCAGUCAGAGCUCCAAUCUCAUCACACACAGCAGAAAACACUAUAGACCCUUCAACUAAAUGCAGACAGACAAACAAACAAACACACACGUGCGUGCCCGCACAUUCCUCCAGCGGGACCUGGAGCUGAAUGCUUACCCAACCAAGAUUGUGCAUGUACUUUAGCUUUACAAAACAGAAAGUAUUAUAAGUGUACAGUUGUAUAUAAAUUGUUGCUUUAACAGAAGCAGUUUAGUGUAAAAAUUAAAUCACAAUGUGAAAUGAAAUGAAUAUUGAGUUACAUUGAGCAUUUGAUUUUAUGCAUAUAUUUGGAAGAUGUUCUUAUGUAAAGCAACAUACAUUGGAUUUGACUUCAAAGUUUGGUUUUCAUUAGCAUAUUUGUUCUCUAAAGGAAUAAAAAACAUCAAUUUGGAACUAAGGACGCAGACAAGGUCCUUCACAUUCGCGCUUUUGUCUUGGUUACUGCAGCAUUAUUUUUGUGUUUGCUUACAUUCACUGUUGUAAAACCAAAAUGGAAUUACUUACUUUCAAUGUCUCAUGCCACUAUUACUGAUAAAACUUUGUUCGCUUGAUUAUGUCUUCCGGUGCAAUUCAUUUUAAAGUGAUUUUUAUGUGUGUUUCCUAAUUUAAAGACUCUGUAAAGACAUGCUUUACAUUCUACAAAUAUGUAACUAAACAUUGAAAUAAUAAACUAGAGCUCUGAGUAAAUGAGUGAAGAUAA
Triplophysa dalaica is the source of this 1598-nucleotide messenger RNA. Its product is annotated as zinc finger protein Gfi-1b-like. The transcript has 6 exons. Gene Ontology annotation, biological process: regulation of transcription by RNA polymerase II. The coding region runs from base 212 to 937 and encodes 241 amino acids. NCBI's taxonomy places the organism in Eukaryota, Metazoa, Chordata, Actinopteri, Cypriniformes, Nemacheilidae. Gene Ontology annotation, molecular function: DNA-binding transcription factor activity, RNA polymerase II-specific; RNA polymerase II cis-regulatory region sequence-specific DNA binding. The record is from RefSeq and is a predicted model, not a curated record.